UGGAUUGUAAGUUCAACCAGUCUCGGCACCGCAAGAGAAAAGUUAAAAGGUGAUAUCUUCAUAAACAAAGUCCUACCAAAUGGCAGAGGCAAAAGAUUCAGAAUCUACCGAUCGGGAUGCAACUCGCUUUCCGAAGCAGACUGCAUUCAAUUUGGGCGAUGUUGUCACCGGAAACGUGAAAAUCUUGUCCGAGACCGAAAAGGAGCGUCUCGAGCAGCAGAACAAGCGCAUGGUGACGCCAUUCCAGGCGCAAAAGUUAGAGCAAGAAGCCCGGAAGCACUGGGAUUUGUUCUACAAGCGGAACGAAAAUCGUUUCUUCAAGGACAGACACUGGACCACGCGGGAAUUCGCUGAAUUGCUGUCGUCUGAUAGUGGUCCAGAAGCGUCGGAAAAUGUUAAAGAAGCGAAGCAGCUCGAUUCAGAUGAAUCGAAAUCCUUGCUGGAAGUAGGAUGCGGUGUAGGAAAUUUGAUUUUCCCAUUGAUCGAAGACGGCCACCGCGACUAUUUCAUAUACGCCUGCGAUUUAUCACCACGUGCGGUGGAUCUGGUGCGGCAACAUAACCUCUACGACGAACAGUACAUGAAGGCAUUCCCAUGUGACAUCACCACUGAGGAGGUAUUUACGACGCUGCCCGCAGGUAGUCUCGAUAUUGUGACGCUCAUCUUCGUACUGUCGGCGAUCCAUCCGGAAAAGUUUCGGUCGGUGGCAGGCAACAUUUAUCGGCUUUUAAAGCCCGGUGGCGUUCUACUGUUCCGUGACUAUGGAUUGUACGAUAUGGCGCAGUUGCGGUUUAAACCGGGACACAAGAUAGCGGAAAACUUCUACAUGCGGCAGGAUGGUACUCGAAGCUAUUACUUUGCCGAAAGGGAAGUGGCUGAACUGUUCCAGGAGGUCGGGUUUACCGUGUUAGUGAACAGCUACAUCCACCGCCGGACGAUCAAUCCCAAGGAGAACAUCGACGUCCCAAGAAUCUUCGUGCAGGGAAAGUUUCAGAAGCCCAACAUCUAAAAUCUAUUAUCUGAUCUAUUAGAUGGAAGGCGAUCGUCUUCUUCUUUUAUGGCGUAACGACCGACUG
Anopheles coustani is the source of this 1076-nucleotide messenger RNA. RefSeq names its product tRNA N(3)-methylcytidine methyltransferase METTL6. The coding region runs from base 80 to 1009 and encodes 309 amino acids. The record is from RefSeq and is a predicted model, not a curated record. Lineage: Eukaryota; Metazoa; Arthropoda; Insecta; Diptera; Culicidae. The transcript has 2 exons.